Molecule: messenger RNA, 1053 nt
Organism: Peronospora matthiolae
Lineage: Eukaryota; Oomycota; Peronosporomycetes; Peronosporales; Peronosporaceae
Source: the annotation of a GenBank genome assembly
AUGGUGCAGAUGACAUCCAGAAGCAGUAGUAGCGCUGGUGGAAGUUGUGGCAGUCAUUGCACCUGCGACAGCAGUAGCGACAGUCCCCGUCCAGACAGCACCAGUGCCAGCAGCUCAGUGAAGUCGCUAAUCACCACGACUGCGGUCAAGGCGAGGCAGUCUUCUGCCAGAUUACAGUCAAUGGCAGCACUUGCGCCAAUGACAUCGGCCCUGCUACCUUACGCCAUGUCAGUUGCAUACGUCCCGCCGUUUCUCAUCACCUCGUCGUCCACUGCUGCCACUAAAGCGACUGCAAUGGACAGUGACGACGCGACUGCAGUCAAUACCAAACGAGCGAUCCGUCAGAUAAAAAACCAAGAAAGCGCCAACAAGAACCGCUUGCACCUCAACGCGCGGCUGGCCCUGCUCAUGACGGACGUGUCCGAGCUGAAGAAGAAAGAGCAGGAGCUUCAGACCGUUGUUGCUGGCCCGCAAGCUGAGAACAAGUUGCUGCUGGACCAGAACGCGUUCUUGCACUCAUUAGUAAUCAGUUGCAAACAAGAAUCGUCUUCUCGAAAGGAGAACCCGUUGGAUGCUGCCGCCUCGCUGCUGCUCUCGUCACCACUGGUGAUGGAUCAGAGCAGAGUGGAGCUUCACAUGCUGGGGAAUGGUCGGAAGAAGACAGAAGGCGACAAAAUUGGCGGAGACACACAAGUUUCGAACAUGACGAUGAUGACGCUUCGACUAGGCAAACGGCGUACCGUGGCGUCUACGCUGUCCGCCACAGCAAGUCUGACAGUGUGCUCGUCCGUGUUUGGAGUCACUGUUUUCACCAGCUACGAUGGCGAUGCUGUCGAUUCUGGCACCAUUCGCAGUGUUGGACGUGUGCUGCACGAGUCUUCGAAGUCGUGUGGCAUGGCAAAGUGCUCGUUGGAAGCGUCAAAGUCAUUCGCGGCGUUGGUGGAGACGACUGUGAGGUCUUCAUGGCAUGAGAUAACGUCGUCCAAGCUGGUCUUUGGUGCAUUGCUAAACGUGCUGUCUCUCGUUGCCAUCGUGCUGCUGCAUCGGCUGUAG